This is a messenger RNA of Iphiclides podalirius (scarce swallowtail), 792 nucleotides long. NCBI's taxonomy places the organism in Eukaryota, Metazoa, Arthropoda, Insecta, Lepidoptera, Papilionidae. The record is from the annotation of a GenBank genome assembly.
AUGAGGUUCAACCGAACGGUGUGUCGUAACGACGGUAACUUUGCGAUCACGUGUUGCCAUCAAGAGUACGCCACCUACACGCUAGAUCGCGAUAGGAACCCACCGCGCUGCCCUCCGCUGCCACGGCCGGAGAUCGAGAGGGAAAUGGAUUUCACUCCUCACUUACAAGUCAUCUGGGAAGCAUGCCUCAACUACUCCAUGGAGGGCAGCAGAUGCAUCCGGAGCCCAGAAUCCCCCGACCAUUACGAAAGGGACCAGUGCCUCGAUGAGCAGACCGGGACCAAGGUGGCGGACGGUGUACCAGCAAACUUGAAGCAGUUCCCGCACAUGGUGAGCCCACAUUUCCGGGCACAGCGGACCACAGAGCCAAUGGCCUCGGACUUUGGAUUGGCUGCAGUGAGGGUACGCAGCGUUCUCCGUUGCAGUCAGACUGUCAUGGGCUACAUAGUGGUUGGUAAACAUGUGGUGCCCAUUUCUACUGCUCCGGUCCGACGGAGAAAGUAUGGCGGCCGCAGAAGGUGCGUCCGAGAGUACCGCGACCUCACAGAAGACCAGCGUGAAGUAGAAGUCUUCUGCGUUUCGUCUGGUGAUGGCCCAAUACGAUACGCGCUUCUGGGGGCAACGAACAAGACUGACCUCAGGUCGGGGUUACUGUACCAUGUGGCGAGAUUGAUGCCCCAUCUGUCGUACAAAUUCCGCUAUAAGCCUAACGACAUCGCGCUCGUGGAGUUGAGCAGACGGGUGAGCUUCACAGAGUUCAUAAGGCCGCUCUGCCUCAAAGUGCCCGGUCUU